AUGGCCUCCAGGAACAAGCAAUUGCGCGAACUGCAGGGACCUCUGCUCCCGUCCAAGGCCCUGGUGCCGGAGAACGAUGACUGCCUGGAGGAGGAGGAGGAAGAGGAGGACGAGCCGGUGUUUGUGGACGCCGAGGAGCUCUGCAGUGGGGGCCUCAAGGCCGGCAGCCUCCCGGGGUGCCGCCGCGUUGUAAUUUCUGAUGAAAACACUGGAGAGAAGUGUGAAGUGUCUGGACAUUUUCCAUUAACGGAUGCUUGGUGGCGAGUGAAGGUACAAGUAAAGCCUGCGGGAUCAAAGAACUAUCAAGUUCAAGGAUUUCCAUCGUACUUUCUACAGUCUGAUAUGUCACCAGAUCAAAAAAGUAUCUGUUCCCUCUUUCUUAACGCCUGUAAUGUCCACAGUGACACUAUAACUGAAUUUUUAGAUUGGGUAAAUGCAACAUUAGGCUAUGAAAAUCUCAACUUUGAAAAUCUUAGGGAAACUUUGAGAACUUUUGAGGAAAAAAAAAAGAAGAAUGGUAAAAAACAAUCUACACAGCAAGAUUACAAGAUGUGCUGUUCUGUGGAAAAAAAAAUUCCAUUUAUAAAUGUAAUGACAGCAUUGAAGUUUCCAAAAAUAAUGGAAUUCCUUCCAGUUCUUCUGCCUCGACACUUUAAGCAGCUCAUAAGCUCAAGUUCUGAAGAGGUGUUGGGAAAGAUAGAAAAGUUUUUAGGUACACAGCCAUGGAAGCUUGGAUUUAGUAAAAUCACCUACAGGGAGCUGAAGCUUUUGCAGUGUGAGGCAAGUUGGACAGCAUUUUGUCAGUGCCCGUCUCUCCUCCUGCUGAUGACUGAUGUGCAGAAGAAUGGGUUGAAACUAUAUUCUAAGCUGAAGCAGCUGUGUAGAGAGCAUGGGCACACGUAUGUGGAAGGACCUGACUUAGCUUCUCAGGUGUCAAACCAGAUGUCUCUUUAUGAUGUUUGGGAGUGUCUGGACUUUUUGAAGGAUAUCAACGUGGUGACCUACGAGAAGGGCCGUGUCUUCCUUUAUGACCUUUACCAGGCUGAGAAAAACAUUGCCUCUUCCAUAGGCGAUCUGAUGCAGAGGCCUCCGUGGUGUUUGCAUGUCGAUGUCAAAAAGGUGCUUGCGUCUCUUCGUACCCAAAAACCUGAGGAUUCAAGAAGGGGCGAUCCAUUAAACGAAAGUAAGCCGGAUGAAACCUUAGAAACUUCUGAGGCCAGCACCCAGGACAGUGGUGACCAUAUCUGGGAUGAUGGUGAAGAUGAAGGUAAUGCCGAAAUACCCGACGAUCAGCUGGACCAGGACCAGGUGGCUGCUUUGGAGAUGGUCUGCUCCAACGCCGUGACCGUCAUCAGCGGGAAAGGCGGUUGUGGGAAGACCACAAUUGUGAGCCAUCUUUUUAGGCAGAGGGAGCUGUUGGAAAAAAGAGAAGUCAAGAAAGCUUGUGAAGACUUUGAACAAGACCAGGAUGUACCAGAAGAGUGGGUUACCUUUACCCAGCAAAGGCCGCCAAAGGCGGACAAGGCUAUAGAAGUGUUACUUACGGCACCUACAGGGAAAGCCGCUGGCUUGCUGAGACAGAAGACUGGUUUUCACGCUUACACACUAUGUCAGGUCAGUUACAGCUUCUAUUUUUGGAAGAAAACAACAAACGAGGACAACUGCGAGAAUAAUCCAUGGAGAUUUUCUUCAGUGAGAGUUCUGGUUGUGGAUGAAGGGAGUUUGGUAUCUGUAGGAAUCUUCAAAUCUGUCUUAAAUUUAUUGCUUGAGCACUCCAAACUUUCUAAGCUUAUUAUCCUUGGUGAUAUUAGACAGUUACCCAGCAUUGAGCCUGGCAACUUACUGCAAGAUCUUUUUGAUACUCUUAAGCCAAGGAAUUGUGCUAUCGAACUAAAGACAAACCAUAGAACAGAAUCUGAGCUAAUUGUGGACAAUGCUACAAGAAUCGCAAAACGCCAAUUUCCAAAAUUUGAUGCAGAGCUGAGUAUCUCAGGUGAUCCAACAAUCCCUGCCUCAGUACAAGAUAAAACGUUUAUUUUUGUGAGACUCCCAGAAGAGAAUGCCAGUUCUCAGUCAUCGAAAAGUGAUCACCACUCUCAUUUAUAUAAUGCUGUUAAAACUUUACUCGAAGAAAAAGACCUGAAGUGUGCAAAAACAUCACAAUUUAUUGCAUUUAGAAGGCAAGACUGUGAUGUCAUCAACGACUGCUGUUGCAAGCACUACACAGGCCACCUAUACAAAGACCAUAAGAAAAAACUUAUAUUUGGAGUUGGCCAUAAAAUUUGUUGUACCAGGAAUGCAUAUCUCACGGAUGUACUGCCUGAAAAUGACUUCUACAGUCAGAAAAGUAAUGAACUAGAGGAUGGUAUGCCUUCUGGUGCUGCUAAAAAUAAGCAUGACUUUGAAAGUGGUAUUCGACUCUGCAAUGGAGAAAUAUUUUUCAUAAAACAGGAUAUAACUGAUGUAACUUGUGGAAAGAGAAGAUAUUUGACCAUUGAUAAUAUGGCUGGUUUGGAGGUAACUGUGGAUUUUAAGAAACUAAUGAAAUUCUGUCGCAUAAGACACGCAUGGGCAAGAACUAUUCACACUUUUCAGGGCUCUGAGGAGCAGACCGUGGUCUACGUCGUGGGCAAGGCGGGCCGCCAGGACUGGCAGCACGUGUACACGGCGGUGACCCGCGGCCGCAGCCGGGUGUACGUCAUUGCCGAAGAGGCUCAUCUCCGGAGCGCCAUCUCCAGGAACAACGUACGCAGAAAAACGCGUUUAAAGCAUUUCCUGCAAGACUGGCUCUCCUCCAGCGAGUCUCCGGCGGAGGGUGCAUCUCCAUCCAAGGGCUCUGAGGACGGCAGAUGCCCCAGCACCCCGCCGCCAGCAUCACCGUUCCCUGCAGCCGCCUUCUCGGGGACCAGCGAGGUCCAGGCCUCUGCCGCUGCGUUCGACGCAUUCGCGGGAUUUGCCGCCGCCUCUGGCGGGCGGGGAGUGCCUUUCUCUGGUGAAACGAAUGCAGGCGGAGAUCCAGCCCAGCCGCGAGGGUCCAAAAGAGCCUGUGCCGUGGCUGAUGAAAGUCCCAGCAAAGUCCUCAUGGUGGAAGAAUCAUCUCCACAAGUGUCUUCCAAACUUCAGAAUCUGAAGCUAAAUAAUUUAACCCCCAGGCGACUUUUCAAGCCCACCGACAAUCAAGAAACUUAA
This is a messenger RNA of Pipistrellus nathusii (Nathusius's pipistrelle), 3189 nucleotides long. Lineage: Eukaryota; Metazoa; Chordata; Mammalia; Chiroptera; Vespertilionidae. The record is from the annotation of a GenBank genome assembly.